Messenger RNA from Momordica charantia (bitter melon), 1430 nucleotides. NCBI's taxonomy places the organism in Eukaryota, Viridiplantae, Streptophyta, Magnoliopsida, Cucurbitales, Cucurbitaceae. The record is from RefSeq and is a predicted model, not a curated record.
AAAUUUCUCACAGCUGUUGGUUUGGGAAACUGCAACUGUGGAACCUUCCGAGCAUUUGAAGUGAAGCAAUUGUGUUUCAAAGGCAAUCAAAAAGAUUUUUACAUCUGGAGCUCGCAAGACGCAGGAAGCAGAUUGCAUAAGUCCAUCUAAAGGAAGACAAAAGGUCAAUCGAGCGGUUAAAGGGUUUCCUGAGUUCGGGUUAGUGAAAUUGCUUCGGUUCUCUUCGUCUGUGGAAUAGUCAAGGAAAAACUUUUAAUCCGUAGGAUUACUUUGUCCCAUUUACAUUAAAGCCGAUUUUGCAUUCUAGCCCUCGAAAAAUGUUUGGUUCGAGGAAGGCUCAUUUUAAGAUAGGGAAGCAUAGUUCUACCCCAAAUCCAAACCCGUUUGAUUCUGAUGAUGAUUUUAAAGCUAAGCAAAACCAGGUUUCUUCUCAAAGGACUUCAUCAGACCCUUCAUUAAUGACACAGAACUUUAGCUCCAAUCCUUUUGGUGAUGAUCAUGAACAUGCCCCCUCAUCUUCGAGUUCGUUAACUUGGUCAGAAAGGAACAAGUACAAGAACGAUUUCCGUGACUCGGGAGGAGUAGAAAACCAAUCAGUGCAGGAGCUGGAGAAUUAUGCUGUUUAUAAGGCUGAGGAGACCACAAAAGCAGUGAAUGGCUGUCUAAAGAUUGCUGAAGAGAUAAGGGACAAUGCUACCCAAACUUUGGUGACCUUGCAUCAGCAGGGUGAGCAAAUUACCAGGACUCAUAUGGUUGCUGCUGACAUUGAUUAUGAUCUCAGUCGGGGAGAGAAACUGCUGGGAAAUCUAGGGGGAAUGUUCUCCAAGACUUGGAAGCCAAAGAAAACUCGGCCGAUAUCCGGACCUAUUAUAACCUCAGAUGAUUUAGUGAGAAGAAAGGGCAACCACUUGGAGCAGAAGGAAAAGUUAGGACUYACUCAUAAGGGACGGACAAAUACAAAAGCUGCAUUUUCUGAACCUACCAAUGCAAUUCAAAAAGUUGAGGUAGAAAAGGUGAAACAAGAUGAUGCACUAUCUGACAUGAGCAAUAUUUUGGGAGAGCUCAAGGAAAUGGCUGUUGACAUGGGGUGUGAAACUGACAGGCAGAACCAUGCUCUGGAUCAUGCUUCUGUUGACGUCGAGGUGCUCAAUGACCGAGUUCAAGAUGCCAACCGACGGGGUCGUCGUUUGCUUGGAAGAUAGAGUUGAAGGCCUUCACGUUUGCAAUUGGUCCGUUGAUGCUUAUUUGCAUCUCUCACCUCUCUUUUUGUAUCCAUUUUCAUGGUUUUGUACUCUUUUUGCUGCCAUAAAUAGAUAUUCUGUCCCUUGUCUUGGCGACACAUUUUAUUCGGAUCACUGUUUGCUAGUACUACAAAGAAACUACACUGAUUCAAAGUAUACAAACGAACACAUAUGAAUGAAUCCAUUCAA